Molecule: messenger RNA, 1457 nt
Organism: Eruca vesicaria subsp. sativa (arugula)
Lineage: Eukaryota; Viridiplantae; Streptophyta; Magnoliopsida; Brassicales; Brassicaceae
Source: the annotation of a GenBank genome assembly
GUGGCGACGAGGAAGGGGCAGAGAUCUCUCGUUCGUUUGUUUUUCCCGGAAAAUCCGACAAACGGAAAAAAAAAAAAGAAAGCUAAAACAUCAUCACCAAUCUAGGAGAAAAAUCGUUACUUUCACUCCACGAGUUUUCACCUCUCUUUCUUUCUCAACCUCUCACCAUCCCUCUUCCUCAUUUUCUCCCCUUCCCAAAAUUCUCAUCAGAUCUAGUUUUAAUAAUUGUGUUAAAGCUCAAACCAAUUCAAAUGCUUACGGAUCGAGGGAGGCGAGUUUCUAUCUGUAUCGGAACUCUUGAAUAUGGCAACAGAAAAUUCCGUGGUAAUAAUGGUUGUUACGGCGGUUUCGUUGAUCGAUCGUCGGAGAGAUGUCGCGAUUGGAUUCCUACAAAACCACCUGUUUCGAGGAUCCUUCGUAUCUCUUCACCGACAACUUCUCCACCGUCGGUGACUUCUCCUGUCUCCCUGAAUUGCUCAUACUCUAACGGCGCUGGCUAUAUUGAACAUCGUGUGUCCAAGUUUGAUACUCUCGCUGGUAUUGCCAUCAAGUACGGUGUUGAGGUUGCAGAUAUCACAAAACUAAAUGGGCUUGUAACUGAUCUUCAGAUGUUUGCUCUCAACUCUCUCCGGAUUCCAUUACCUGGGAGACAUCCUCCUUCUCCAUGCUUAUCUAACGCCUCAAUCAGUAAUGGAGAGGAUUGCUCUGAGGAAGCACCAGCAAGCAAUGGCAACCUCCACGAUGUGUUUGACCCGUUUCAGUCUCUGAGGCUGAAGCCUUCAGAGACAAAGAUCUCACCAGCCAUGGACUCAUUACAAGGCUACUAUGGACUGAAACCAAGAAACAAAAGAGCUUCUCAAGGUUCAGAGAUGGGAGCUUACAAGAAAGAAGCUUCUCAUCUCCACCAGUACCUAACACCCGUCCCAGCCACUAGUACUCCCUUAAACCAGCACAGAAAAUCCAGAAGCCUUGUAGAUGCAGUUAUCGCCGAGGUCAACCAACAGUCCAAGGAAGUGAUGCCAAUGAGAAGACGCCAAAGAUCCGAAGCUGAUUUCAGUUGGAGAACCACUCCAGAAUUGGUUUUGAAGGAGGGCAGAAACAGCAGUGGCGGGUUUUCUGUGAUAGCAGGGAAAGGUUUAGCACUUAGACCCAAAGCAUCGAGCAGAACUAACUUGUCAUCAGCAGAUAUGUAAUUGAUGCUUUUGUGGGAGAUAAAUUGUUUUGGUUUCUGUGAAUCCAAAAGCAAACAAGGUAAUAUGGUAGUGGGAGAGUAAAUACAAAGUAGAGUGUAGGAUCAUUGUGCAUUUGGCAGAUUUGCACACUGCAUUGCAUUUAUUUAAAAACAAUAAGAAAGCAAUUUGUUGUGAGUGAGUGUUAGAUCAGGCAUUAAUGUAUUUUUUGUGUGUGUUGGAAUUCUCAAGUAAUAAAACUUUAUUGGAUGAUUAAGGCUUUGUUUG